AUGGUAGAGGAGAGAAAAGGACCUUCUAGAAUAAAUUAAUAAUGGAAGAUUCCAGAUUACAACCAAAAUGAUAGUGAUAUUGAAGAUCUUUCAGAUGGUUCAAAUGAGGAAACCCCAUAUUAGAUGAGUUUAUAAUAAGACUUACAUGAAAGUUCAAAACAAGAUGAUGAAGUAGAUUUGCUAGCAAUUUAGCAGAAAAGCGUUAAUAGCUAGGAUACUCAGAUUAUAAAGAAUUUUAAUUCAAAUUAUGCUAUGAGAAAUUACUAAUAGACACAGUAGUCAAAUUAGGAAUAGUCAUCUUAUUACAAAGUAAGAAAAACUCAUCCAAAUAGAAGCUCCUAACAAAUGAUUAUUGACUUAAACUAAUAUGAACAAGCACCAGUUAUUAAUAAAGACAAAAGCCAUUAGAGCCUUGAGAGCUUGGAUAUCAAUGUAAUUAUACAUGAUAAAUGCUAGAUAUUUAAAUCGUUAAUCCAAUUUAAUCAAGGUAGGUUGAUGACUGAGACAGAGCAUAUGCUAUCAAAAUCUCAUUCUUCAUUUUAAAAUGGAAAAUCUGAUGAUUCGGAGAAUGACUAAGACUAGGAAUCAUUUGAUUAUGAGGGUUUCAGUGACAAAUAAAUUUAAAUAGAUAGAAAUUUAAACAUAGAAUCCUCUCUAAUAAAUAAAGGUGAAGAUAAGAAUUAAAAAAGUUUCAUUAAAAGAUUCUAAACUAUCUAUAAAACAGUAUAAAGAAGACCAACAAGAAAAUUAACACUUGAUAAAUAGAGCUUGCUAAGUUAACUUGAGCAUUAACAUAGCAAUGACAGUGAAUUACUUCUUCAAAUGAGAAAAUUUAAUGUCAAGCUAUUGGAAUAUCCCAUAAUGCUAUCCAAGGUUUUUGACACCUUAGAUAAAAAAACUAUAAUAUUAGAUGGAGAGUUAAUGAGGCAUAUAGCAGGGUAUGAUAGAUAAUAUCAUUUAAGGUACAUAUAACUAACAUCAUCUCAAAUUAAAAUAUAUAAAAAUCAAGUCAAAUCUAUAUAUAAACCUCAUCCUACAGUCAUUAUAGAAUUGAAUAAAGUGUUGUGUGCAAAAAGAAUUUAAGAGCAAACUAAUACCAACGAUGAAAUACUUGGUAAAUAUGAUAUGUACCAAUUUGAAAUAAUUGUAAAUUAAGUCAAAGAGGACUUAUCUAAUUAACAAAGUAGCAUUAAGAAAUUAAAGAGAUAAAUUACUUAGAAUAGCAAUAAUGCAUUUACUUUCAAUUAAAGCCCAGCAAGAUGUUUAAACGUUUUUGAGCAGACACCAAACUAAGAAAUAAGUAUCAAUCUUGAGCAGAUUAGAAUAUAAUCAAAGCAUUAAAGUUAAAAGCCAUAACUUUCAGCAACAAAAACUUUUAGGCCAAAAAAAUCUAUUAAAUUGGAUGAAGUAAUUUAAAAACCCUUGAUUAAAGAUGUACUCAGUGAUAAUAAUUUACUUGUUUAGGAGAUGAUAAAUAAUCUAUCAGAAUUUAUAGAAAUUCCAAAGCAAAUAGAAGUGCAUUAAAGACUAGUCAGAUCGAGAUCAAGAUCAAAAUCUAUUGACUUACCUGCAUCUUGGUCAAAUAAAAAAGCAUAGCUUGAGUAAUCUAUGCAGCGAUUCAUAUUUGCAUGCUAAAGUGAUGAGGAAGCUGAUCGGUGGGUUACCAUUAUAAACUCAGUCAAAUUUCUUCAGAAGAAUUUAGAGGAUAAACAAAUUGAAUAAAGAUGUGUUGUUGAAUAGUUCUUAGAUCUAUCAUCAGACAACCAAUAUGAGUUCUUAACGAACUAAUAAAAUCUAGAGAACAUCUACGAAAAAUACUAUCAAUUCAAGUAUUACUAUGAUGCAAUUAAAGACUAAUCUAUUAAAAGUUCUAUAAUUGAACUCACUCGAGAUGAUGCCAUAUAUUUAAAGUCAGGAAUAAUAGAAAGAUAAGAUCUUAAGAAAGAAAUUUAAGAAUGUAUUCAAAGUUUGGGAGGAUAAGUAUUCUUCAAAAUGAGGAGGAGUCCAAAAGAUGCAUUCACAUCAAUAGAUAAGACAAUUAAUGGUGAAUGGACUUAAAAGUGGAAGGUUAACUUAGAAGAAGAACCAUAGAGAUACUUUAUGAGGAUAUAAACUGUAUAGCAAUUAGAGCUUUUGUGCAAGAAUAGCUAAAGAAUUUAAGAGGACUUGAGUUUAAAUGAUGAUUAGCAGAUUGUUUUAAGAGAAUUCAUAGAUUUAAAAGGUUGGGAAUUUAGAUGCUUUGUCUGUAAUGGUAAUCUCAAUGGAGUGACUAUUUAACCAAAUCAAGAUAUUUCAAAUUUGGAUAUUGAUGCAACAUAGAAGUUCUUUAACUCCUAAUAAACUUUAGACUUCCUUAGAAAAAUAGAAUAUCCCCAUGCUGUUAUUGACAUAAAUAUGAAUCCAGAAUUCGAAAUCACAAUAAUUGAAAUCAAUCCUUAUGGGAAAUUAGCUUAAUCAGGCAAAUUUUCCUGGGUGAUUGAUAGGAAGAUACUCAAUGAUGGAUUAAAUACAUUUGGAGAAGUUACAAUCAGAAUAAUUUGA
Messenger RNA from Stylonychia lemnae, 2541 nucleotides. The record is from the annotation of a GenBank genome assembly. NCBI's taxonomy places the organism in Eukaryota, Ciliophora, Spirotrichea, Sporadotrichida, Oxytrichidae.